Mesorhabditis belari is the source of this 516-nucleotide messenger RNA. The record is from the annotation of a GenBank genome assembly. Lineage: Eukaryota; Metazoa; Nematoda; Chromadorea; Rhabditida; Rhabditidae.
AUGCAAUUGACGAAUGGGCAGUGGAUACCGCCUCCUGGAUACACAAAAAGUGGCUUGCCUCAUCCACUUAAGCUUAUGCCCACCGACGACCACGUUCACUUUGGCUAUCUGUUGGUGGCUUUGAAAAAGUAUUUUCAAAAAUCUGACUGUUGGCAAUCGUGCAAAGAAGUGUUUUCAAUGGAGUCGGAUGAAGUGCUCAACGGUGGCUCCUGUGUUUGUCAUCGAGUCGACGAAGAUAUGGAUGGAGUUUUGAUGAUGAACUUCUAUAUAAUGGGUGUCUCGAUGAUUCGAGGAGUUCUUUAUUUAUAUGCAAAAGAGGGAGUAGCUGUACACGGAUCUGGGAAAUUCGUCUCACAAUUGGUUCCCAAACUUGUCACUCUUAUUGAUACGGAAAUCUACGAUUUGUUGGGAGAGACGCAAAAACUCGUUGUUUCUUCGCUGAAAAAUAAGGAUGAUGCCGAGAUCAAGAAUCAACUGGACGAAAGUCUCAACACUUUACGAUCGAGGCUUGGUGGG